AUGAACGACCGAGAAGCUUUCGCCAUCGCCGUGGACGAGGCCAAGAUCAGCUAUAGAGAAGGUGGAGUACCGGUGAGAUAUUCCGCUCGUCCUCCCGUGUCUUUCUACCUCGAUGAAUCAGCAGUACCCGUCGCGAGCUUCACCAAGAAAAUUUGGAAUGGGGCAAUCGGAGCAGCCCUCGUCUCCCGCGCCGGCACCCUGCUCGGCCGCGGCCACAACCAACGCGUCCAGAAGGGCAGCGCGAUCCACCACGGCGAGACCUCCGCACUCGAGAACUCCGGUCGUCUCCAGGCCUCAGCCUACAGGGGCGCCACCAUGUUCACGACGCUGUCGCCCUGCGAUAUGUGCACCGGCGCCUGUCUGUUGUACGGCAUCGCGCGCGUCGUGAUUGGCGAGAACCAGACGUUCCUGGGCGGCGAGGCGCAGUUGAGGAAGAGGGGGGUGGAGGUCGUGGUUUUGGGGGAUGAGGAGUGUAGGGGGUUGAUGGAGGCGUUUAUCAGGGAGAAGCCGGAGAUUUGGAAUGAGGAUAUUGGAGAGGAGGAGAGGGUCUAUUCCAAGGAGUUGAAGUAG
Messenger RNA from Drepanopeziza brunnea f. sp. 'multigermtubi' MB_m1, 570 nucleotides. The record is from RefSeq and is a predicted model, not a curated record. Lineage: Eukaryota; Fungi; Ascomycota; Leotiomycetes; Helotiales; Drepanopezizaceae.